This is a messenger RNA of Lachancea lanzarotensis, 4557 nucleotides long. RefSeq names its product LALA0S10e01134g1_1 (gene KOG1). Gene Ontology annotation, biological process: regulation of autophagy; TOR signaling; cellular response to starvation. NCBI's taxonomy places the organism in Eukaryota, Fungi, Ascomycota, Saccharomycetes, Saccharomycetales, Saccharomycetaceae. The coding region runs from base 1 to 4557 and encodes 1518 amino acids. The record is from RefSeq and is a predicted model, not a curated record. Gene Ontology annotation, molecular function: protein-macromolecule adaptor activity; protein binding. Gene Ontology annotation, cellular component: TORC1 complex; cytoplasm. The transcript has a single exon.
AUGCCCAUCACAUAUGGACCUCAACCGCUGCAAAGACUGAAUACAGAAACAAGACACGGGUUUGGAGACCAGUACUCUUCUGAGCAGCUUCUCGAGUCUCUGGAAAAUGAUUUCCUUUUUUACUUUGAUGACAAAAGACACAGGACCAACGGAAACCCAGUGUCGCGAGAGGAGAAGAAAAAGGACCUAGAACGGUAUUAUCAGCCAAUUAAAGACUGGAAAAUUCUAAAGGAGCGUCAAAAAACCGUCUCUGCCGCAUUGUUGUUGUGUCUAAAUCUCGGAGUGGACCCUCCGGAUAUCGCUAAAACGCACCCAUGUGCCCGACUUGAAUCCUGGGUCGACCCUCUGAACUUCCAGGAUUCCAAAAAGGCCAUUGAACAGAUAGGAAAAAAUUUGCAGACACAAUACGAAACGCUUUCGCUCAGAACGCGCUACAAACAAUCUCUCGAUCCGUGCGUUGAAGAUGUGAAACGUUUCUGUAAUUCACUGCGGCGCGCUUCUAAAGAUGAGCGCAUUCUGUUCCAUUAUAACGGUCAUGGUGUACCUCAACCUACUGCAUCAGGUGAAAUGUGGGUGUUCAAUCGAGGCUACACUCAGUACAUUCCAGUCUCAUUGUAUGAUCUUCAAACCUGGCUUGGCGCUCCUUGCAUUUAUGUAUACGAUUGCAACAGCGCUGGAAACAUUGUAACAAACUUUCAAAACUUUGUGCAAAAGAGAAUAAAAGAUGAUGAGGAAGGUAACCACGACACCGCUGCACCUUCACCAACCCAAGCCUAUGCGGAAUGUAUACAGCUGGCUUCCUGUAGAGCAAAUGAGUUACUGCCAAUGAAACCCGAGCUUCCUGCGGAUUUGUUUACCUGCUGCCUCACCUGUCCAAUUGAGAUAAGUGUUGAUAUUUUUCUUAUGAACUCUCCUCUACGAGAUUCGAAGUAUGCGGCUCUUUUUCAAAAUAAUGAUGAUAGAACGUUGCGAAAUGGGUCGAAACCAGCGGCAAAGCCUAACGUAACGAUUCCUGGUAAACUCUCUGAUAGAAGAACACCGCUAGGUGAACUCAAUUGGAUAUUCACAGCUAUAACUGAUACAAUAGCGUGGACCUCACUUCCGCGGCCGCUUUUCAAAAGGCUCUUCAGGCACGAUCUUAUGGUAGCAGCACUUUUCAGGAAUUUUUUAUUGGCAAAGAGGAUCAUGCCUUGGUUUAACUGUCACCCCGUGUCUGAUCCUGAGCUUCCUGAUUCCAUAGCCGAUCAUCCGAUGUGGAAGUCUUGGGAUCUGGCCAUCGACGAGGUGCUAAGCAAGCUUGCAAAUGAUAUCCAAGCCGUGCCCCAAAGCUCCACAGAGCUUGAGGUGCAGACUGUGUUACAAAAUCAGCACAUCAAUGGGAGUGAGGAUAAUAUAAUCUCGAAAGCAAACGCUGGCACGCUCAGUACAAUGUCACUGGUGAAUCAUCAUCUACCUAGUGCAACUCAGGUUUCGCAACACUUAGCUCAGCAACAGCACCUAACAGGUUCUCAGCUUCAACUACAGCAACAGCAGUUUACGGAUUUUUUUGAGCAAAACCUCACCGCAUUCGAGCUCUGGCUGAAGUAUGGGUCAAACACUAGAAACCCACCUGAACAACUCCCUAUUGUGUUACAAGUCUUGCUUUCUCAAGUUCAUCGCGUCAGGGCUUUGGUCCUCUUAUCUCGAUUUUUAGAUCUUGGUCCCUGGGCGGUAUACUUGUCAUUAUCCAUUGGUAUUUUUCCGUACGUUUUGAAACUCUUGCAAAGUCCUGCUCCCGAACUUAGACCAAUUCUCGUUUUCAUUUGGGCGCGUAUCAUGUCAAUCGAUUACAAAAACACACAGUCGGAACUCAUCAAAGAAAAGGGUUAUUUGUAUUUUGUUAAAAUGCUAGUUCCGGAGUGGGGAACGACUGCGGCUGGACCCGCACCUCAACUCCAGCGCGCUGCCAGUGGUGGUGGUGGUGGUGGUGGUGGUUUGACAAUGAAUGUCAAUGCAAGUUUAGGAACUCAACGGUACCAAAUGUAUCAAUCAUUGCAAAACGGGACUGUGAACGGCUCUGCGGCAUUAGCAAAUAAUACUACUGAUGAACAAAAGGCAAUGGCAAUAUUCGUUCUUUCUUCCUUUUUGCGAGACUUCCCCUUGGGACAAAAAUGUACAUUUUCUCUGGAGCUCGUCAAUAAGUUAUGCCUUUACGUUGAAACAUCUGAUGUACCAUUAUUACGACAAUGGUGUAUUCUUCUAACCGGCCAACUGUACUAUAAAAAUCCUGUAAACAAAUACAUCUGCCUGACCUGCGGAUUUUUGGAGAAAAUAUACACGUCUUUGAAAGACCCGAUACCAGAGGUUAGGUGUGCUGCACUUUUGGCAAUCAACAUGUUUCUUUCCGAAAAAGAUGAGCCUGAACUCGCUUUGCAGCUUCAAAACGAAAUGCAGCAGCAAAGCCAACAGUUGCAAGCCCAACUACAGUCAUUACAAUCUUCCGGCCAGAUGCAGAGACAGCACGCACAGGUAGAACGCCAGCUGCUUCAGAUCCAAGAAUUUCUUACUCAGUUGAGAAAUAUGGAUUCAAGGCGGCUCAAGCAAGAGGAAAUCAAAAUGACCAUUGGUGCUUUAGGGCUAGUGAACGAUGGGUCCCCUCUCGUGCGAAAGGAAUUGAUUAUAUGUCUUUCCCAUCUAGCUCAUCGCUACAUUAGUUUCUUCCUUGUUAUUGCCUUCCAAGAGAUAUGUGACGAAAUAGCACAGUUGGAACCGACAUGGGAGGGCUGUGGCCUAGACAGCAAGCAGUCUGUCGCUCAUGGAUCCAUCUUUUAUACGAUUUGGAAAUCCCUUCUGAUAUUGGCCGAAGAUCCGUAUGCGGAAAACAAGCAUCUCGCUCAAGAGGUCGUAGACUAUGUUCUUGUCAAACUAAGCGACAAUGAGCAGUUGGGUGAGGUCGUUGCUUUGAUGGAGCUAUAUCUAAUGGAUCAUACAGGAGGAGGUCUAGCUGCCUCGAAUACUGCCACCGCGAUGGUGUCGACGCUACCUGUUGCUAAGAGGCCAACGAGCCUCUCUGUGAAGGACAAGCCGCAAGAUAGUCAUGAAUUACAGAGUUCUGAAAAGAGCAAGACAAAAAGAAUAACAUCUUUAAGUGGUCUCUUUAAAUCUUUAGGAUGGGAAAGCAACACAAAUCACAACGCAGCUGAAACCCCGGCUAGGAGAACUUUUGAAAGGCUGAAAGGUUCAAACAUGUUGAGUGUGCCACAUGGGACAGCCCCUGUGGCUAUGACGCAAAGAGUGCGAAAACCGAGAAGUCGCCUCGAAAUUCCGCUCACAAGUUCCUUCUUAAAUUACUCCCGGGAAUAUUUUCAAGAGCCUCAGAUGAAAAAGCAAGAGGCUGAUGAGCCUGGUAGUGUUGAAUAUACCUCUCGACUGUGGCGAAAAAAUAGAAAUGAGACGAUCAUUCAAAGGACUCAAGCUCAAAAAAAGUUGUCAUUGUAUGGGGAUUGGUCCAACCUUUCGACGUCGUUGGAAAACAAGUCUCAGCCCAAAAUUUUGAAGUUCAGUCAAUUUGAGAACUACAUAGUAUCUGCUGACGACAGAGAUAAUAUUUCAGUCUUUGACUGGACCGAGGGCUCUAGACUGGCGACUUUCUCAAAUGGCAACCCCUUCGGGACUAAGAUCACAGACAUCAAGUAUCUGAACGAAGAUGACAUACCAUUGUUGCUCUCAGGUUCUUCUGAUGGAAUUGUCAAGAUAUAUAGCAAAUUCCACAGCCUAGACGAACUGGAGCUGGUGACGUCGUGGAGAGGUCUCACUGACUUGCUUUUGACACCAAGAUCCACAGGCUUGUUGACUGAGUGGCAACAAAGUAGAGGAUCCCUGCUAGUAACCGGGGAUGCCAAAAUUGUACGUGUUUGGGAUGCACUAACAGAAACUGUUGAAGUUGAUAUUCCUGCAAAGUCCUCCUCCCUCAUAACAUCCAUCACUUCUGAUCAGCUCUCUGGAAACAUAUUUGUAGCAGGGUUCUUAGAUGGGUCACUGAGGGCGUACGAUCGCCGUGCCGAUCCAAGAGAUUCGAUGGUGCACUUGUGGAGAUCGGACGAAGGCCAUUCGAAAGCUGGUAUAAACAACGUUCAUUUGCAAAGAGGCGGUUACAGAGAACUGGUUAGUGGCACAGAUAGAGGUCUUAUCGAACUUUGGGACUUAAGAAGCUCUCAUACAAUUGAUCGGUUUAAGGACGAAGGCGAGAACACAGGCUCAUCUGUAUCGCGGGUAACUACGAUGACCUCAAUGCAGGUCCACGAGCACGCACCAGUCAUAGCCACCGGAACUAAGCAAGUAAAAAUCUGGACCACAGCGGGUGAUCUGCUUUCUACUUUCAAGAAUUCACAGACACACGCGGGUGGCAUGGCUAACACGCUAACCACCGGAAUGAGUAGUUCGAGACUGCCCAAUUCUUUCGUUUCUACGAUGGCAUUCCAUCCGCAUGAGAUGAUGCUGGCUGCUACCAGCUCACACAGCUCAACGAUAAACGUCUACGAGUGUUUUGAUGCACGGUCAGACUACCUCUACUAUUGA